AUGGACCUGCUAAUAGAUGACCACAAGGCAGUGAACUGCCCCGUGGGGACCUUCUACGGCAACGAGACGAGCUGUACGCCGUGCCCGAUAGGUACGUACUCCGACCGGGAAGCAGCUGACUCGUGCGUUCCCUGCCCGGCCAACAAGACAACGUUGACGGAAAAGGCGAGCUCCGAAUCUGAAUGCCGAGCGCUCUGCGAGCCUGGGACCUGGUCCACAACCGGCAAGGAGCCGUGCACUGCGUGCGGCACGGACGCUUACCAGGACCAGAGCGGCCAGUCGUCGUGCAAGAAAUGCUCAGCCGGCUUGUCGACAGGGCAAUGGGGCGCCGACUCUUCCACGUCCUGCAGAGAUAUGUGCGAUGCCGGAACGUACUCGAAAAACGGACUCAAGCCAUGCACCGCCUGCCCCAUUGGCCAUUAUCAACACGGCAGAAACCAAACCACCUGCAUUGCAUGCGACGCCGGACUCAGCACGCGCAUGACCGGCACCAUCAGCAAGUCCGACUGUGUGGCACCGGACCAUUGCAAGCGGCUGCAGCCGUGCGCCAACGGGUCGACGUGCGUGGACGAGCCGAGCGGCUACCGGUGCGUGUGCCCCCCCGGUCUGAGCGGCAGCCGCUGCGAGCUGGACGCAGACGACUGCGCACCGGGCUUGUGCCAGAACGGCGCCAGGUGCAUCGACGGCCGGGACUCGUUCACCUGCCUCUGCCCUCCGGGCUACGUGGGCAGCGCGUGCGAAAUCGACGAGGACGACUGCGUGUCCGCUCCCUGCUUGAACGGCGCCACGUGCAUUGAUGGCGUCAACGAGUUCACCUGCCACUGCGCUAGGGGCUUCACUGGCAAGCGCUGCGAGGCGGCCUUCCACGACUGUGCCAUGAUGCCUUGUCGGAACGGCGGAUCCUGCUUCGAGAGCUUCGCGGGCUUCCGCUGCUGCUGUCCGAAGGGCUUCACGGGCGAAAGGUGCGAACUCGUGCAGCGCGCCUGCUCGCCCAACCCGUGCGCCAACAGCGGCACGUGCGUCGUCACCGGGGCCGACUCCUUCGAGUGCGCCUGCGCGCCAGGCUACGAGGGCGACCUGUGCGACCGAGACGUGGACGAGUGUGCCUCGCAGCCGUGCCUCCACGGCGGCACCUGCGCGGACGGCCGCCACUCGUUCACCUGCCACUGCAGCGGGCUCUACGAGGGCGCCACGUGCGCUGCGGUACGUUCGUCGCAGUUCUCUCUACAAUUCCCAAACGCAUCCGUGCUGAACUUCGCCAAGCUUCCGGUGAAUCGUGCCCUGCACGCUCUCACGCUGUCCUUCUACCUUAAGACCUCGCAGACCAAGGAGCGAGGCACCGUGGUCUCCUACGCAUUCGUUGACCCGCGCACCAAGACUCUCCACGACAACGCGCUCACCAUCUCGGACCCCAACAAGCUGCUGCUGUACGUGUUCGGCGAAAGCUACGACACGCAAGCCGUGGCCAACGACGGCCAGUGGCAUCACUGCGCGAUCACGUGGGACAGCGCAGACGGUCAGUGGGUCUUCUACUGGGACCAGCGGGUGACGGCACAGGACACCAGGGCGGCCGGCGAGUAUCUCUUCGCCGGUGUGCUGGUCCUGGGUCAGGACCAAGAUGACCUUGGCGGGGACUUCAACGGCAUCGAGGCCUACUCAGGACACGUGGCAGAGCUCAACUUGUGGGAUUACGCCAUGUCUCCAGACGAGGUGAAGCAACUCUCCCUGACAUGCGGUCUAGCGGGAAACGUCGUCUCCUGGCCCGAACUUCGCCAAGUCGCCACCAGUGGCCUGGUCAUUGAUGACUACGCGGAGCCGUGCAAAACUACACCCGGCAGCAUGGACGUUUCGUGCCACAGUGCCUCAAUCUCCUUGGAAAGCCGCACGCGCUGUUCCCGAAGGGUGCCGCCGUGCAACACGUCCCCGUGCCAGAACGAGCAGCAGUGCAUCGAGAACGACGACGGCUCUUCUGAAUGUCGGUGCAGCGACUCAUACGAAGGCAGAUAUUGCCAGUAUGAUGUUGACGAAUGUUUAUUCGGCAGUCACAACUGCUCCCACCUGUGCAUCAACACUCGGGGAUCGUACGCAUGCGCUUGCCCGCCAGGGAUGGCUCUCGGGGAUGACGGCGCCGCGUGCCUGGAUACGAGUUACUGUGCCUACGGUCUGUCCACAUACCUCGAGGGAGAAUCAUGGGAGCGAGAUUGCCAACGCUGCACCUGUGGCCAGGGGCUGGCCACUUGCUCGCCCAUCGUGUGCACAGCCGUGAGCUGCGGUGCGGGCCAAGUCCUAUUCAAGAAGUCGGAUCAAUGUUGCCCGUCCUGCGUCGAAGAGCAACCCAAGUGCUUACUACUGAAGAACAGCACCCUGGUUACGUUCGACGGGCUUUCGUUCCCCCUUAGCCGGGAAAGCGAGUUCGUCAUGUUCCAAGACUGUCACCACGGCAAUUUCUACGGCCACGUCAGCCUCUCCAAAAAAGAGGUCGCCGUGCACGUGUUCAUCCGCUGCACGAGGGCCACGCUGUUCCCCAACGGAAGCGCGGCGGUCGACGGCCAGCUCGUUCCGCUCCCGCACGCGACAGGAGACGUCGCGCUCGAGGCGCACGGCGGCGCGCUCGAGCUGCGCGUGCACCGCCACGGCCUGGUUGUCGCGCUGCACGCGGACGGCACCGUCGUCGUCUCGUUGCCGCACGGCUUCGACGGCAAGACGUGCGGGCUGUGCGGAAACGCUAACGGCCAAGUCCGCGACGAUCUGACCACCAAGCACCACAUCAGCGCCAAAACAACAGAGGAGUUCCUCGCAAGUUGGAAGCUGCCCGCAAAAGACCGUGAAGGAAGGAAGAAUAAGUACGCGGCCUGCAGCGAUCUCCCUCACGCGGUGGCCAAGAGUGCGAUACAGACGUGCCGAAUGAUCAGAAACAACAAGAACCUGCAGGCCUGCUUCAGGCGCCUCGAAAACCCGUGGGUGUUCUUCGAGAACUGCGUCGAGCAGAUGUGCUCAUGUCGAGGAAAUGGCUACUGCUACUGCGAUGCAUUCGCUGCUUUCAAGUUGGCCUGCGAGCAGCGCAACAUCACAUUCAACCAACUGCCCGGCAAGACAUGCGAGAGUCUGUGUCCGGCAGGAAUGGAGUUCCUGACGUGCGGACCCGUCAACAUUCCAAGAUGCUCGCCCCAAGAAAAGCUGGCCAGAGAUUCCUGUAUGCCUGGCUGUUUCUGCCCUUCGUUCAAAGUUCUGCACGAGGGGCAAUGCAUUGAUAGAGAGUCGUGUCCAGCAACGCCUUGGCGUAAUUUCCGCAGAACGUAUAGUGCCAAUGACAUGUCAUAAUUUCGGUUAUUGUAUGCCCGUACAUCUCAGCACCUUCUAUCACACAGGUCUUAUCACGUAAAUUUGCCUAUUGUGAAAUAAACUAUUUUCAAGAAA
Dermacentor andersoni is the source of this 3417-nucleotide messenger RNA. The record is from RefSeq and is a predicted model, not a curated record. Lineage: Eukaryota; Metazoa; Arthropoda; Arachnida; Ixodida; Ixodidae.